AUGUUUCGCACAGGAGCCUCGCAAGGCCUUCUCCGGUCCCUGAACGCCGCGUCACAGCCGAUCUCGCGCUCCGUCAACGCCCCAUUGCGAACACAAUUCAAGUCGCAGCUCUGCACCCUCUCCCGCCGACCUCAGAGCCUUGCGCUGUCAAAGCCGCUCACAAUCCAGACCCUCCAGCUCGUUCGUUCCUCCACCGACAACCGAGGCCCUGUGGAUAAGAUUGAUGUCAAACAUGAGGCCGAGAUCGCCAAGCACAAGCUCGAAGCGGACCCCAAGCUCGUGUCAUCGCAGUCCACUACCCACCCCGUCCUUGGCGAGGUCGGUGGUGUGGCGGAGGUGGAGCACGACACCGAGAUGUUGGCGGGCGUGAAACACGACUUGGGCGUCAUCCGCGAUACCUUCAGCCUGCAGAAUGUGCCCAAGGAGGCAUACUACAUUGGUAUGGCUGGUGUCCUGCCUUACCUGGGAACUUCUCUCAGCACCUUCUACUGUGCCUGGGAGAUCCAGCACAACCACGCAACCGGUGCUGGGUUUUUCAUGACCGACAAGACCGCUGAGCUGCUUCUCCACGUCCUUGAGCCGCUCCAAGUUGGAUAUGGUGCAUCGAUCAUCUCUUUCUUGGGUGCCAUUCACUGGGGUCUUGAAUUUGCCCGCUACGGCGGCUCUCACGGCUACAAACGCUACAGGACCGGUGUGAUUGCCACUGGUCUUGCCUGGCCCACUAUCCUCCUGCCUGUCGAGACCGCGUUGAUCUCGCAAUUCGCUCUCUUCACUUGGCUUUACUACAACGACUCCCGAGCCACAAAGCGCGGCUUGGCUCCGUCGUGGUACGGCGUCUACCGCUUCAUUCUGACCUUCAUCGUCGGAAGCAGCAUCGUCGUCUCGCUCAUCGGCCGUGGUCAGAUCACCGGCCACAUCAGCCAGGCGCCCAACGCCGCUGACCGCAUCCAGAAGCUUCGCGAGAGCCAGACCGAGCAACUCGAGGAGGAGGAGUCUGCUCGACGAAAGUUCUUGUCAUCGGCAGAUGACGAGGAGGAGGAGGAAGAGGAAGAGGAGUAA
Molecule: messenger RNA, 1059 nt
Organism: Dissoconium aciculare CBS 342.82
Lineage: Eukaryota; Fungi; Ascomycota; Dothideomycetes; Mycosphaerellales; Dissoconiaceae
Exons: 3
Coding region: 1-1059 (352 amino acids)
Source: RefSeq, a predicted model, not a curated record